AUGAAAACGGCUGCUCAAAGGGCAUCUCAGCUGGCAGUGGAUGCCGUCACCCCUCGAGUUCCCCCUGGUGCUCCCACAGAACUCGUCCUACAAACAUUACAACGCCACUAUAAGUUGUCCAAACGCGGGAAUGCAAUUGGAUCGAGCAGGCGAGUGAGCGUGGUCAAUGAUGUCCUCGAACGUCUGAAACCGUCUCUGCUGAAGCAUGAGGGCUGCGACAUCCUUGACAUCAACCCCGGGCCUGCCAUCUUCUCGUCCAAACUGCACGAUCUGCUCAAGCCUCGGAAGCAUAUAUUGAUGGAGCAGGAGAGGGUGGCCUACACCCCGUUUCUGCAGCCGCUGCUCGACGCUCCCGACUCGAAAUAUGUCUGGGUGAAGAAAUCAGGGCUGUUAUUCAAAUCCCUCGAGAAGGUGCUGAAUGAACAGAACUUCCCGCAUCAGAAGGUUCUGGACAAGGACGAUCCACGCAUCUCCGAGCCAAACCCGACGAUGCUGGUGGUAAUGAACAUCGCAUUUUUCCCCAAAUGGGCCUUCAUGGGCUUCCAGUCGAUUGCGCAUCUGUUCAUCAAUCAGAUGAUGGCUGCAAUUAUCACUCACAGCUAUUUUCAAAAGUACGGCUUAGUCCGCAUCUUGGCUUGGGUAGAUGAUCAGGACAGGUUUCUCGCCCUGCCGAGGCAUGUACACAGUAGGAAAAAAGGUUCAUUAGCAAUGGCUGUCGCUUGCUCGCGCAUAACCGAAGUGGCAUCUUCUACGGUACCGUCUACUUAUCUAUCUCGAGACCUUGGGCUUGAGCUUGAAAGCGUUCGGAAGGUUAUACUUAGAAUGGAAGCCAACGGAACGAAGACACCGCCUGGUCGAGAAAGUCUUUUCCUAGGACAUGCAUUAGGCUUGCACGGUGCUGAUCAUCGGAUGAAAAAGGGGCAACAAGACACAGAACGGUUCGUGAAGGAGUUGCCAGACUUAGAAGCCCGCUUUGCUGCCGGCAAGUUCCCCAAAAGAUAUCCCAUGCCUGAAAAGGAACGUGAAAAACUACAUUCAAAAAUGAUUGUCGCCAAAACGAAAAUGGCCGGAUCAAAACCUAAAAUACAGGGCGCUCUUACGCCUGAAUACAAACGGCUAGCCAUGCUGCGAACACAUCGAAACACAUUCGAAAGACGAGCCAAGGUGCUAGAAACCCUCCGUUCUCGGCAACGAGAGAUCUUCACUAAGAUAAAAGAGCUUCACCAUUCGAAGGGGAUACGUGCGACCAAAAAGAAAGAGCGUGUAGCAGCCAGCCGGCGGGAAUUCAUUAAAGAUCUCGAAAGUGUGCCGGACCGUCAAGUGCUCUCGAUGGCUACAGGAUUGCUUGACACUGACCGAGUUUCGACGAUAGAACCCUCUGGAAUCAUAUAUGACCGAAGGGAGUAUGAGCCGUUGAAAGCACGACCAGAAGAAUUUUGCCCGCAACGCCCCUUGGCAUUGCUCGAUUUCGAACCUCAGACGGUCUUGCCAGCAUUGAAAGAGAAUCCCGAGAACUACCUGUACGUGGACUAUAUCAUGGCACACGUAACUAGAAACACGAUUAGUUCCGUCAAAGUCGAGCUGGAAAGGCUCUGGCCAGGCGCAUACGAAUACCUGCUCGAAGAGGUUCCCUCCCUUUCGGACCCGACCAAGGGCGGUGACACGGAUUUAGAAUUGAUGAGGACGAGGUGUUUAACUCAUGAGCAUGUUGCGGAUAUUGUUGAAGCGUGGAUGAGAUGGCCUUAUAGACCUACUCUGGAGCAGAUUCGCGCUCGAAACAACAAUUCCGUAUUAGAUAAAGUGGAUGACGAUUAA
Molecule: messenger RNA, 1815 nt
Organism: Glarea lozoyensis ATCC 20868
Lineage: Eukaryota; Fungi; Ascomycota; Leotiomycetes; Helotiales; Helotiaceae
Exons: 2
Coding region: 1-1815 (604 amino acids)
Source: RefSeq, a predicted model, not a curated record